AUGUCUACCGUCUCAUCGUCAGUCAAUAAUCCGUCGGGCCAAGGAAUACGACAUUCCGCCCGCCAGACACGUACAAAUCCGUCUCGGACCUCCAAAACCAUCGGACGGUCAUCCUUCGCGUUUGGCCAAGGCUCGACAAAUGAAAUCCCUCCAACAUCCCCUGUUCCUCACGGCUUCUAUCCUGCGCUUACGCAUUUUACCGAUGCUAUCACAGCGCUUCCGCGCGAGUUCCGUCGCCACAAUUCUCUUCUCAAGGAAGUUGAUGCGAAAGCGUGGGCCCUCGAGGAAAAUUUGCUACAGUUACUCCAGUUCUCCUCCCAAUCGCACCCCGUUCCUCAUCCUCCUCACCCGGCGCCUAUUGUCGGGGGUGUAAUUCGGGAGGAUGUCUUGCCCAAGGAUCUAUCCCAACCAGCGGAAUCGCCCGAUAGCCAAAGCCGCCGGCUUCUCUUUGAUCGUGUUCGUCAAAGCCUCUCAGAUCUGAUGAUGACCGCCGAUGAGAAGAAUCACGUCAUUUCAAAUGCGAACGAGGAACUAGAUCGUCAAGUUGUCCGACUGGAUACAGUGUUCCCAUACAUUGCAGGCGAGAUCAGCGAGGAGGCUCGGCUAGGCAGCCUGACACACUGGGCGUAUUCAAAUAAGAGUACCGCAAAGGCAGCGACCAACGAACGCCCGCGCCGAGAAGCAGUAGCGCAAAGGCAGGAUCUAUCGCACGUACUUCAAGAGGCUGAAGCUGCUAGUCGCAGUGAGGCGCGACGCGAUGCCGUUUUGGCACGGAAGCAACGUCGGGCACAGGCCGAUGCGGAUUACGAGGAUACGCGCAGCUCGGGCGCCCGCAAGACCAAUAGCGGGAAAUCUCGAGGGGGAGAUCACGCGGCUGACCCGAGCGUACCCAAGCGUCGCAAGGUGGAACGACCAUUACCGGUAGACACUAGUGUACCGAUGGAACGCUCUGCUAGCGGCGCUGGGAGCCAGAGAGCUGCGAAUAAAGACCCAGCAGAGAAGAAGCGCUCUCGUGCUCCAAAUCAAGCCGCUGCUGCACGUAAAAAGGCCAACGCUUCCAAUGCUGCAUCGCCCGUUCUGGCCCCAUCACCUUUGAUUGGGACAUUUAAUGGCCCGCGUGGUGCCGCCAGUCCAGGACCCAACACAUCAAGACCACAGUCUUCACGAGCCCAGCAGAAUUCCGGAACUACCACCAAUUCUCGCGCACGGCCAACAUCGUCGGCCUCAAAUCGCCCUAACAACAGUAUGCCGUUUCAACCACUUCUCCCGGACCCAGUAAUUAACCACAUCCCCUUCGCAGACAAAAUUGCCGAUUCCCGAUCUAUAACCCGGGACGGACCCAUCAAAAAUGAACUCGUUCACGCAGACACACACCGCGACUAUGAAGGCGACGCCAACGGUAGAACAUCCGUUUCCGCGGGCUCCAAGCGCGAGGAUGUGGAUGGAAAAGCCGGUUCUGCCGAGCUCGAGACGACCAAGGGACGCAACUCCAAGACAUCGACCCCUAUCCUCCCCGCAUUCACAGAGCCCAGCCAACAACGCGCAAGGCCCACGCGAAGUCAAGACCCGGCCUCUACCAAACGAACUCAGAAGAAGCCAAUUCCACAACCUACGAUACCCUCUGACGACGAGUCGCUUCAUGAGGGCGACGACGAAGACGAGGAGGGUGAGCCACGCUACUGUUACUGUAAUGAAAUCAGUUUCGGUGAGAUGGUUGCUUGCGACAACGACGCCUGUCCGCGCGAAUGGUUCCAUCUGUCGUGUGUGGGCUUGACGAAACCGCCUGGGAAGAAUGUUAAAUGGUAUUGUAAUGAGUGCAAGGAAAAUAUGAGACGGAGUCGCAAUGGGCGGUAA
Penicillium coprophilum is the source of this 1854-nucleotide messenger RNA. Its product is annotated as putative PHD finger domain protein (Ing1). The transcript has 4 exons. Bases 1 to 1854 code for a protein of 617 amino acids. Lineage: Eukaryota; Fungi; Ascomycota; Eurotiomycetes; Eurotiales; Aspergillaceae. Gene Ontology annotation, cellular component: nucleus; Rpd3L-Expanded complex; Rpd3L complex. Gene Ontology annotation, biological process: regulation of DNA-templated transcription. The record is from RefSeq and is a predicted model, not a curated record.